Molecule: messenger RNA, 591 nt
Organism: Giardia duodenalis
Lineage: Eukaryota; Fornicata; Diplomonadida; Hexamitidae
Product: Ubiquitin-conjugating enzyme E2 (E3-independent)
Exons: 1
Coding region: 1-591 (196 amino acids)
Biological process (GO): proteasome-mediated ubiquitin-dependent protein catabolic process; DNA repair; protein polyubiquitination
Molecular function (GO): ubiquitin conjugating enzyme activity
Source: RefSeq, a predicted model, not a curated record
AUGCCACCCGCCGACUCCAAUGCAACGGCACAGAAGCGGCUCAUCUUGGACUACAAGGCGAUAGCGUCUUCACCACCUGAGAACAUAAUUGCAAGCCCUUAUAAAGACGACCUUUUCCGGUGGGCAGCAAUCAUAAUAGGCCCCUCUCAAACUCCUUGGGAGGGAGCCGUCAUCCGCCUGGAGCUUAAGUUCACGAGUGAGUAUCCCACCAAGCCGCCUGCUGUCAAGGUCCUGACAAAGAUGUUCCACCCUAAUAUUUUCAAUAACGGAAACAUCUGUCUUGAUCUACUCUCCACCAAGUGGACCCCUGCGCUAGGUGUUUCGGCUAUCCUUCUCUCCAUUCAGUCUCUUCUUACGGAUCCCAAUCCGAUGUCUCCGGCCAACAACGAGGCCGCAGCACUCUUUGUUAAUGAUAGACACACGUACAAUUUGCGCGUUUCGAUGUGCACGCGUAACAGCUGGGAAGAUGUCAAGGAAGAACCAUAUACUGAACUCUUGCGGACGAUCAUUGAUGAAGGAGAGGAUGACGAGCAGGGACAGGAGGAAGAAGAGGAAGGGGAGCUGCAUGAAUUCCAGCGAUCAGUGAAGUGA